ACGUAAACCUUCUGUACAGCUUCAUACUGUCACCCAUCUUCAUUAACUUCAUGGACUACUAUCCUUAAAGCGGCUUUAUUUUAUCAUACUAGUGGUAUUUGAAACGGUUGGCCAUGUUAUUUUAUUCAUUUCCGAUGAUUGUAUGUAGGCUUUUAUUGUAUUGCUUGAGUAACUGGAGCCAUUUUCUUGAUGAAUAAUAAGUUUCUACUGGUUGAAAAUGCCUCUGCUGGGCACCAGUCGAAUGUCUAAGACGUCGAUGUCCAUAACCCUAAUGAUUACAACUGUUGAACGCUUUUAAUCUCCAUAAUUGAGAUACCUCACGCGUUCUAUGUCAUCGGUAAUGUGAUACUAUUCUCUAGAUCUAUAUAAUCUGUAAAAUAAAAAUUUUACUAUUUUUUGUGUGAUUUGAGACUUCAGACACGUUGUUUUUAUACCUUAUGAAUUAGAAAUAAACAAUUGAAUCAAUUCUAUAUGACAUCGAUGUAAGAUGAAUUUUAUUUUUCACAUUAAAUUUUUAAUAUUCGUCUAAUGCAGAACCGUGUUUGAAAUUUCCAUCUUUAAUUUUUAUGUGAAUUGCAUGAAAUGAUCAUAUUUUUCAUGAUGUUUUAAAAAAGUCUCUGGUUGCAGACUUUUUGCAAGAGUAUGGUAUUUAUGCCUUUUUUCAAUUUUGAUGACGUAGUAAUAAAUAAAAAUAAAUUUUUUACAUAAAUUAAGCUAUAAAAAAGUAUGAUUUUAAAGAAAUGAAGUGAAUGUUACAUUCCAACUUUACAACAAUUUCAGCUAAAGGAUACUUUCUGUGCUUUCCCGAGCAAAAACAUGCCAACGGUUCCCACUGGUGCCAUUGCUCGGCGUGAAAGUUUCUCGAUCUAAUCGGAAGAAUAUUUGACUAAUAAUCGUGUAAUGACAAAACACGUGCGACCAACGACGAACUGCAACUGUUUGUUCCACAUCCGUACGGGGAAUGCCCGCAAUCGAAAGGGAAAAUCUUUAUGGUACGCUUCACUAACCCAAUGAGGCCGAUCCGUUUCUUUUGGCUGGUGGCCAAAGUGGAUUUGUUCGAAUUUGUGUCGCAAUGGUGUCCCGACGCCACUUGCAGUUAGAGCGCGUCAAACAGUACCUUUCUUUGGCGAGUUGCUUUUUGUUUUGGUUUUCGUGCCCUAACCCAAAGCAAACGGGAGGAUUUUAAGUACAUGGAGAGUUGUGGGGAGCUUUUCACUUCAUACCGACAAAUCUAAUUGAACCGCGAAAAUCUCGAUCAUUACCUCUUUAUUACCAUCCACAGAAAGUUUCCACUCCACUCGCUUCCGCCACGUUCGACUGAUGACUGACUGAUUUCCAUCGGUUCUUCAUUGGUGUGCAAGGCCAAGAUCAGACUAACAAACUGCCGGGGACGAAACAGGUGUCUCCGAGGGCUUCGCGAUCGCACAGCAAACCUAAUCAUGCGUUAAACAAACCUCGGCGAAAAUGCGACCAUGGGUUUAGCGAGGGAACCCGAUCUAGGGCCAACGUGGUGCGUUUUGUUCGCUUUUCUUUCCCCGUUACCCCCGGUACAAGACAUCAUUUUUCAUCUCUGCGGUUCUCCCUUUGGAGGGAAAUUUGGGAGAGACACCGGGAUGAUCGAUGGCAAGUGCGCGAUCGUAUAAAAGUACGCUCUGCCAAUGGUUAUUUCGUCAGUGAUCAAGUGUUCGACUUCCGAAACAGGUGUCAAUUGUGUGGAACAAGUAGUGUCUGCCAGCGGCGUAUUCUAGCAUUGCCCAAAAUGCGUUCUUUCGAAGUUAUCCUCAGUUCGGCGUUCGUGGUGAUUCUGGCGAGUUUGUUGAGUACAACGCAGGCAGCUAUUGCGGGCAAUGGUGGCGGUUCGGUGUUUUCCUCGUCUAAGAAAAUGUGUGAUCAACGUUACAGCGUGAACUGCUUAAAGUUGGAGCUAGUGUCCUUUCUGGAGCGGGUCACCAACCAAAAGGAGUACAAUCUAAUGGCAGGUGUCAGUGUAGUUCGCGAUCCGGGUGCGAACAUUACUCGCACGGCAGACAUUAUUGCUGAGGUUACGCGCAUUUUUCCAACAAACCCGGAACGACGGUUGGACGAGUUCUUGCUGACCAAGCUGAAUGAUUAUCUGCAGACACACUCUUUGCGGCUGAAGUUUGUCGAUGGGGACGCGUUCGAGAAGGCACGUGAGGUAUUUGCUGGACGCAAGGGAAAGCUGGGCAAAAAAGGAGGACUUGAAACACUCAUCGCCGGUGCCAUGAUGAUGAAGGGAACACUGGCGGCGGUCGGACUGGGAGCGUUAGCAUUGAUCGCAGGCAAGGCACUGAUGACGGGUCUGUUGGCAUUGAUGCUGGCGGCAAUUGUUGGCCUGAAGUCACUGGCUAGCGGAGGCGGUGGUGGUCACAAAUCGACAACGUACGAAAUCGUAGCAAAACCGAUGUAUUCUCAUUCGCACUCGGAGCAUGAUGAGGUGGGACACGGCCACACAGGAUACGGUGGAUAUGGACGAUCGUACGAUCUUCCCUAUUCGGGACAAAAGCCAAAAUGAGCUUUUCCGGAGUGGAUAUCAUUACUUAUAAACACUAAGAGGCGUACGUAAUUUCUGAGGAUAGCUUUACUUUGACACUGUUUCCUAUAGGCUGUUUUGGGGUCUUUUCAAGAAGUUAUUUAUUUUAAACGCUAGUGAACUGUCAUUUCUCUCCUGCCAAAACAUAUUCUAUAAUUAUUUAUUUAUUGUAGUAAAUGUAACGAAACUGUGCAUACUUGAAGCCAGACAAUUUUAUCUCAAGAGCAAUUUAAUCGUAAUAGAGGAUAAUAA
This is a messenger RNA of Anopheles funestus (African malaria mosquito), 2803 nucleotides long. RefSeq lists its product as uncharacterized. Bases 1760 to 2533 code for a protein of 257 amino acids. Lineage: Eukaryota; Metazoa; Arthropoda; Insecta; Diptera; Culicidae. The transcript is spliced from 2 exons. The record is from RefSeq and is a predicted model, not a curated record.